AUGGACAUAAUUUGUUACCUGCUAGUUAUAGUUUUGUUCAACAUCCAGGCGUGUGGAGUUCAUUCUCAAUGUUUACGCGGGUGCAGCUGUGUUGAAGAGCGUCAUGGAAGGUCGCUCAUAUGUAUGGAGGAGAGCGCGUUUGGAGCCAUACCAGAGAAUCUUCCAGAUGAUAUGACCAAAAUACGCAUAGAAAAAUCUCACUUUACUGAAAUACCCAAAGGGGCUUUCUCUAAAACCCCCGCCUUGGAGAACUUGUGGCUGAACUUCAAUGAUAUCACAGUGAUAAACUCGAAGGGCCUGGAAGGUUUGGGGAACUUAACCGAGCUCCGUCUGCAAGGGAACAAGCUGCGUUCAGUACCAUGGACAGCGUUCGAGGACACGCCGGCCCUCAAGAUUCUGGACCUGAAGCACAACCAGCUGGACGUCCUGCCGGAGCAUGCGUUAAAAUUUUUGCCAGGUCUGACUUACUUAGACUUAUCCUUCAAUCGGCUAACGGUCAUAUCGAAGGAGGUCUUCCAAAACUGGCCCCUCUACCAGAAAUUACAGAGCACGGAGGAGAGGGAGGCGACCGCGUUUGUGCCCAACGUCGUCCUGGCGCUCCACGACAACGCGUGGCUCUGCGACUGUCGCCUGAAGGGCUUCGUGGAGUUCAUCAGGUCCCUAAGCCCCCCGAUUAUCCUGAUGAACUCCUACUUGACCUGCUCAGGGCCGGACUUUAGGGCGGGCAAGUUCUUUCAUGAGAUCGAGCUGCAGGCGUGCAUGAAGCCGGUGGUCAGCGCUCCUUCCGCGAACAUCAGCCUGCCGCAGGGCGCCAACCUCACCCUGCACUGCGUCGCCAAGGCGAGGCCGGACCCCGCCGUGUGGUGGACAUAUGGCCUGAAGAUAAUCAGAGGAUUUCAUGAAUCUCAGGAAAGAGUGGAUGAGGACACCAUCAGGUCCUUCCUGGUGAUCCCGUCCCUCCACGCGGCUGACCGUGGUGUCUACACCUGCUCUGCAGUAAACUUCAUCGGAAACUCCUCCGUCAGCAUCCUCCUCGAUGUCCGCUCUCCUGACAGCUCCCAGUCGCCGCUCUACCCCGGUUCACCGUCUGCACCAGGCGCCGGUGAUGAAAAUGUCUUCAUCGACAUCCGCAUCGCCAAACAGACAGUGCGUGGCAUCUCCAUCGAGUGGUACGCCACCCUGGAGCACCCGGCUGAGACCUGGUUCACCAUCCACUUUGGUUUCGCAGGCGACGAUAAAAAAGAAAUGAUCUACAUCGGCCCUGGGAUCCACUCUUACUCCGUCUCUGAUCUGAUGCCUGCUACAAAAUAUGAAAUCUGUGUCACCCUCAAGAACCAGGCACCACGUCCGGGCCAGUGCAUCGUGUUUGUAACAGGAAGUGACAUUACUGAGAUGGAGCAGAGGGAGAAGCUGAUUCAUAUAGUGGUGAUAGUUUUGGCAAUGGUGCUGGCGGUGCCUAUAGGGAUGUACGCCUGCACUACUGACACCAAGUUUACCUGUCUGGAGGGCAUCAUGGAGUCCUGGAAGAACCGGCGGAGAGAAAGAAACACGCCGGCGAUGGAGCGAGAGAGGCAGGGCACCUUCGACAGUCUGCAGGCUGCCAGCGAUGAAGGUCUGGUUAAUAAAGACUCCAGUGAAGACAGGAAGGUGAGGAGGAGGUCAGAUGACAGACUGCAUAAUGGCAAAGCUGACCACAGCAGACUCACAGCUGAACUAUAUUAA
Stegastes partitus (bicolor damselfish) is the source of this 1722-nucleotide messenger RNA. Its product is annotated as leucine-rich repeat, immunoglobulin-like domain and transmembrane domain-containing protein 2. The record is from RefSeq and is a predicted model, not a curated record. Gene Ontology annotation, molecular function: protein binding. The coding region runs from base 1 to 1722 and encodes 573 amino acids. The transcript has 3 exons. NCBI's taxonomy places the organism in Eukaryota, Metazoa, Chordata, Actinopteri, Pomacentridae.